AUGUCAUUUGCUGAAAAAGUCAAUUUGACAACAGGCACUGGAUGGGGGUCAGGUCCUUGUGUUGGUAAUACUGGCAGUGUUCCAAGAUUAGGAAUCCCCAAUCUUUGUCUUCAAGAUGGUCCUAAUGGAGUUCGAUUUACUGAUUUUGUCACACAUUUCCCAUCAGGAUUAGCAACUGGUGCCACAUUUAAUAAAGGAUUAAUGUAUCUUCGUGGAAAAGCUAUGGGCAAAGAACAUAAGAAAAAGGGAGUCCAUAUCGCCUUGGGUCCAGUGAUUGGUCCCAUGGGAUUGAAAGCAGCAGCAGGUCGUAACUGGGAGUCAUUUGGUGCUGAUCCAUAUUUGCAAGGAAUUGGUGGUGCUGCCACAGUUGAAGGAUUACAGGAUGAAGGUGUAAUAGCAACAGCAAGACAUUUAGUUGGUAACGAACAAGAACAUUUUCGACAAGUUGGAGAAUGGGAUGAAAAUGACUGGGAUCGUCUUCAAUGUUCACUUAGUGCCAAUAUCGGUGAUAGAGCAAUGCACGAGAUUUAUCUUUGGCCAUUUGCUAAUGUUGUUAGAGCGGGAGUAGGCAGUGUAAUGUGUGCCUAUAACCGUAUCAACAAUACUUAUGCUUGUGAAAACUCGUAUUUGUUGAAUUAUCUAUUGAAAGCCGAAUUGUCAUUCCAAGGAUUUGUAGUAUCUGAUUGGGGGGCUCAACAUACUGGGGUCAGUUCUGUACUUGCUGGACUAGAUAUGACAAUGCCUGGAGAAGUGUUUGACGAUUGGCUAACGGGGAAAUCUUAUUGGGGUCCAUUAUUGACUCGUGCUGUGUACAAUGGUACCAUUAGUCAAGAGCGAUUAAACGAUAUGGUAAUGAGAAUAUUGGCUCCCUUUUUCGCUCUUGAGAAUGUUCAAUUACCACUGGAAGAUGAUAUACCUAAUUUUAGCUCAUGGACUCAUCAUACAUAUGGCCAAGAGUUUCCUUAUCAACAUUAUGGUCCCAUAGUGCAAAAAAACUGGCAUGUGGAAGCUCGUUCUGAAUUUAGUGAUAAUACUGCAUUGACAGUGGCAAGAGAAGCCAUUGUUUUACUUAAAAAUAGUGGACACAAUUUACCAAUUGAUAAAAAUGAUGGGGUGAGACGACUCUUCAUAUCGGGACAAGGUGCUGGACCGGACUCUAAGGGGUUUAAUUGCAAAGACCAGAGAUGUGUAAAUGGUGUAUUGACAAGUGGUUGGGGGUCAGCAGCUGUUGGGAAUCCAUUUGUAAUCACCCCCUAUGAGGCAAUAGCCCGAAAGGCCAGAGAACGAGGCAUUGUUGUUGAUUAUUGUCGUGAUAACUGGGAUUGUGAAACUAAUGCUGAUUUAGCCGAUUAUGCUGAUCUAUCAAUUGUGUUUGUCAAUUCAUUUUCUGGUGAAGGAUAUGUGUAUCUUGAAAAAAAUUUUGGAGAUAGACAAAACUUGUCGUUAUGGCAUAAUGGAGAUGAAUUGAUUGAAAAAAUUGCUGAUAAAUGUCAUAAAACAGUGGUUGUUGUUUCAUCAACGGGGCCGGUUAAUAUGGAACGAUGGAUUGAACAUGACAAUGUUGUUGCAGUAGUAUUUGCACCACCUUUAGGGCAAUUUGUUGGUCAGGCCAUUGCUGAUGUAUUAUUUGGUGAUGUUAAUCCUUCAGGGAAAUUACCAUUUACUAUAGCUCGGAAAAGACAACAUUAUGUGCCAAUUAUUGAUGAUUUAACUGCUGGUGAUAUGGAACCUCAAGAUAAUUUUGAUCGAGAUAUUUAUUUAGAUUAUCGAUUUUUCGAUAAACAUAAUAUUAAACCUCGAUUUGAAUUUGGAUAUGGAUUAUCUUUUACCAAUUUCAAAAUUUCCAAUUUAAAGAUCAAUGAAAUCAAUCCACCUUCGGAAUAUUUGCCUUAUCCUAUGGAAUAUUUACCAAUUAUUAAAACUGUGGAAGAUGAUGUUUGUGAUCCUGAAGAUGCAUUAUUCCCUCAUGAUGAUUUUGAUCCUAAUCCUGGGUAUAUAUAUCCAUAUUUAUAUAAUGAGAAUGUGCGACUGAUUGAUGAAGAAGAUACUUUUGAAUAUCCUGGAGAUUAUAAUCCUGAUCAAGCAACGUCACCUCCAUUAGCUGGUGGUACUCUUGGUGGUAAUCCUGCCUUAUGGGAAGUUUUAUAUGAAGUUAGUGUUGAAAUCCAAAAUGUUGGUAAAAUCAAAGGAGGAUAUGUGAGUCAAUUAUAUAUUGAAUUUCCUAGUACAUUAUUAAUAUCACCACCUAAAGUAUUACGAGGAUUUGAAAAAGUGUUUUUAGAAUCAGGGAAAUCAACAAAAAUAUAUUUCAAUAUUUUACAUCGAGAUUUAAGUAUAUGGGAUUCUGAAUCUCAACAAUGGAUUAUACAAACGGGGACUUAUAAAAUAUAUAUUUCUUCAACUAGUCGACGGGUUGAAUUAUGUGGAGAAAUUGAUAUUGGGUGUUAA
Molecule: messenger RNA, 2448 nt
Organism: Candida dubliniensis CD36
Lineage: Eukaryota; Fungi; Ascomycota; Pichiomycetes; Serinales; Debaryomycetaceae
Gene: BGL22
Product: Bgl22p
Exons: 1
Coding region: 1-2448 (815 amino acids)
Biological process (GO): glucan catabolic process
Molecular function (GO): beta-glucosidase activity
Source: RefSeq, a predicted model, not a curated record